This is a messenger RNA of Periconia digitata, 2607 nucleotides long. The record is from the annotation of a GenBank genome assembly. Lineage: Eukaryota; Fungi; Ascomycota; Dothideomycetes; Pleosporales; Periconiaceae.
UCCUGUCUCGCCAGCAAAAGGGCCAGCAUGACUCGGCCUAAAGUUCCUCCUGAACAACGCCAGCGGACUGCCCAAGCUUGCGAGAGCUGCAAGAGGAGAAAGCAAAAGUGUAACGGUCUUUGCCCCUGCAAUACAUGCGAAAAGAGAAAGUUCUCCUGCGUAUAUCUUGACCGGGAUGCUGCUUCGCCUUCCGAGAGCAGUAGACCAAGCAAGAAACGCAUCUUGGAUGGUGACCUCGAUAGCCCUAGUGUGAAAGAUACCUCGAAUUCUGUUUCCAACACACCUAGCAAUGGCCAUCAGACAACCUCACCCUUGGACUAUCUCCAUGAUGCCUCGCCUAUCAGCCGCCGAGCUGGCCAAAGUACACAAGAGUCAAAAUCUAAUCCACUGACAGUAAAUUCGGAAGAUGGUGUGCCAAAGGCUGCUGAUAUUCGGACUUUGGACGAUCUGCAGCCUCUGGCCUCUCGUGACUCAACAGUGGCGAGUGGGCAGGAAGAGGAGGCAGUUGUCUACACCCAGAGCAGAAUGCUUCAGGACCCGACGGGCAGAUUACUAUAUGUGGGCGAUUCGGCGACACUAUCUUUCCUUCAACUUCUUCGUAUGAUGGUAGAGAGUGCCGCCGGUACAUCGCCGUUCACCAAUGAUCCCCGUCGCCACAAAAUCGUGGAAGGGCAACUAUCACUUCCCUCCGGUUCUCGACAUACACACCUGCUUCCGGACCAAAAGACGGCCCGGGUCCUUGUAGAUGCUUUCUUUGUACACACCCAUGGCAUUCUUCAAAUUUUCGGGCGUCAACAAUUCUCGGAACAGCUCGAUAGUUGCUAUGCCGACCCACUCUCGAUUGAACCACCGUGGCUUUGCCUUCUGAAUUUAGUUUUUGCCAUUGGACUCACUAUGGCCACUCCUCUGUCCGGAAGUAGCGACGCGCUUGUUGUGGAGAAGCUCCGCAGUGAACAUCUAGACCGCGCGGAAGUGUUUUACCUGAAUGCUAAGAGCCUCAAUGAUCCCAUUACUGGUUUCGAAGACCAAGAUUUCUGGUCUGUACAGGCGCUGCUACUCAUGUCCUUCUACAUGCUUGCCAAGUCAAAACGUAACACUGCUUUCGCGCUUCUUGGCAUGGCUGCUCGCUCAGCUCAAGCUCUCGGUCUUCACAGGGAAGAAACCAUGGUCAUAUUUGGUUCUGACGAACAAAAAGCGCGUAAGAACUUAUGGCGGUCUUUGUUCGUUGUUGAUCGAUUGUUGUCAUGUUCCCUUGGUCGGCCUACUGCUAUUUCUGAAGACGAUUGCUCUGGUAAUACUCUUCAUCCUGCAGAGCCAUUGACAGAUACCUCCUUCGAUAUGAAUGGCAGUGUUAAUGCCGAUUUCAACCAAACAGGAGAAUAUGCACUCGAGGCAGCGGUGAGAAGCUGUUCUGCUAUCGGGAUCAUACUGAAAAAAGUGUAUCAACAACGCAAGAUCAGCACCCGCCUUGCUCAGGAGAUUGCAGAUACAUGUAAGACAUGGCCACGAGCUCUCCCAACUGUCCUCCAUUGGCGUCAAGCCUCGACUGCGACUGCUAGUCAGGGUAUAGCCAUUCUGCAUGUCAACCUUUUCUACUGUCACUCUAUUGUACUGCUUACUCGCCCCUUCUUCCUCUACAUCUUGAACAUGGAAAUUCAACGCCAAGCGAACCAAGUGUCGUCCGGGAUCCGGGCACCAAGGCCGUAUUUACGAAUGGAAAAAUUCAGUGAAGCUUGCGUCAUUGCGUCGUCGCACACGGUCCUCCUCGUACAGAAUGCUUUCGAUGCUGGGCACUUAUCGCGCCGCAACCCAGCAGUAAUUUAUUUUCUCUUCGCCGCCGCACUGAUCGUUCUGGCGAAUGAAUUUGCGGGACUUUAUCGAGUAGAAAGUCCUGAUAUGUGCAUUGCUAAUGCCAUUAGCAUCAUGUCCUAUUGUGCGGAAAGCGACCAACAAGCCAGUCGUUUGGUCUAUAUACUUGUAUCGUUUCGAGAUGUUGUCACACAACAACGUUUGCGUACGAAGCAAAGCCAUGCGGAUAACAUGAAUCUUCCAAGCAUAUCAUCGCAACUAUACGGCGCGCCGUUGCCUGACCAGCAGACAUUGGGUGUGGACACAGGAAGGGACCCGAGCCAGGCUGCGCCUCGUCUUCAUCAGGUUCCUGUUCACAUUUAUCCCGGAAUGCAAACUGCUCCUCUCAACGGAUCUGCCCCUCCUUUUCCGCAGUCAUCUCAACUAUGCCCCAUCGAUCCUCCCAAUCUGUCUGUUCAUUUAUCACCAAUAAAUAUGCCUCCAUCUACAUCAUCCAGUACAGACAUGUACAACAUCGAUGCCUCGGCGUCUAAGCCCGCGGGCAGCCUUUCCGCCAUGCUAGAUCUCUCAGGUCUUGAUGCCACGCGAGUGCCCAGUCUGUAUUCCGAAGAAAGCGGUAUCGACGAGCAGAUUGAUUUCGACGCACUUUGGGCUUGGCCUAGCAAUACGCCUGCUUUAGGAUCCCCGAGACCAGGAGCAGAUAACGCAAUGGGCGGAGGGAUAACAGACAAAGUCAGCGAUAGUGCAGUGCCGUUGUUUGGGGUGAUCAACAACCUCGAGGGUAUUGAGGGGCAAUAG